AUGUCGGACCCAGCACAAGCAAUCAGAGCCUACAUCGUAGGCUCAUUCCAAGACCUUCCCCCUUCCCUCAUCAACGACCUCGCCACCGGCUCAGUCUCGCUUCUCGGUCUAGUCCGCCUCCUCGGCGAAUACCUUACAUCCGAAGAAGAAGACACUCGCACCCGUGCGGUCCAACUCUUGUCCCAUCUCACAUGUCAUUUCCUUGAACCCAGCUCCCAAUCACAACCUAUCUCUACACAGCAGCCCUUAUCCAGCAUAUUCACUAUCCAAGCAGUCCGAACACUCACUUCCUUCUUCGCGCACAAGGUCGCAGAUGGUGUAAUCAUCUCUGACAACUUUGUUCGAUCUUCGAAAGCGCCUGAAGUGUUACCAGACACUGCACCACGGGCUAGGAAAAAUGACGUGGAACAGAAAACAUUACAGGGAAGUGCUAUGCUUGUAAGCUCGCUGAAAGCGCUUACUGUCUUGGGUGCGUGUAAGACUCCAGCGGGAGUAGCACCGGGUAGAGAAGCGCCAGUGAAAGGAUUUGGUCAGGAACAAGCGCAUGCAGUCGCAGAUGCACUUUUUACUCAUGUCGUGGCGAGCAACCAUCCUCAAAGUCUACGCUUCAUCAUCUAUCGGCUGUUGGACAGCUUGGUUGCUCAUCAUAGAGAUGCGCUCAAAGCAUAUCGCUCUUCCUCCUCCUCCACUGACACCACCGACGAGAAGCCAAAUUCGCCAACACCAAUGGAAGUCGAUCCACCCACCGCCGAUGCAUCCCAAUCCGAGGUUUGUCAAGGAAAAGACUUUCUCUCAGGCUAUGUCAAGAUGGUUUCUGGCGAAAAAGACCCUCGCAACCUAAUGGUUCUCUUUGGCGUCGAUAAAGUCUUGUUGACUGAAUGGAUUAUGGAUCGACAAAUGACCGAAGAGUUCUUCGACAUUACUUUCUGUUACUUCCCCAUUACUUUCCGACCUCCGCCUGACGAUCCCUAUGGGAUUACAUCCGAUGAUCUCAAAAUUGCGCUUCGAGCAGCGAUCUGCGCCUCUCCCGCAAUGGCGCCCCUCGGCUACCCUCUGCUAUUGGAGAAGCUCAGUGCAGUAGGCGGGCCAGCCAAACUCGACACCCUUCGAACACUUAUCGCGGCUAUGCCAGUCUACGGUCGUGCAGCAGCACUCGCCAACGCCGAAAAGCUAUGGGAGAGUCUCAAGAUCGAAAUUUUCCACGCGAUUGAUGACGAAACUGGCGAUCUUGCCGUUGACACGCUCACCAUGCUCCUGCAUGUCUUGUACGAAGCAGUGGACCCGCCAAAGGGAAUCGCGCCGAAGAUGGUCCAUGAUUGUUUGGUCGAGCUUGAAGAACCGGGCAAGUCACUUGCGAAAGCGGGGAUUAAGGUUCUUUCGUGUUUAGUGCGUGCUAGUACGAGUACUGCGUAUUUGGCGGUGUACGGGUUCAUGGAUCAGAUGACUAAGAUGUUUGCUGAUCCCGAAGACCUUGCACAGCGAACCCCCAUCUUAGCGGGAAUUGGAGAGCUGCUGGAGGCUUUGGCGAAGGUGUAUCGUCAUGCGGAGCUUUCACGAGCUGGCGAGGAGACUGCGGCGGUAGGGAGUGAGAUUGGGUCAGGUCAGCUGUUGCCGGAGAGUGCAAAGGGGAGGAGCUAUGCGGGGGAUAAUCGACCUUUGGAUGCCUUUUUGGAGGAUCUGUUGAACUGUCUGAGCAACGGGCUUAGAUCGACGAGUUACCGUCGUUCAGCAAUGCUAGUCUUUUCGUCAGUAGUGUCGAUUUCCAUCCUCAGCAGCAAUGGUGCGCCUGGGAAGGAGGGUAAGGCGGAAAAGCCGCUGUUAGACUUUGACGAGCUUAGUUUCCUCACUCGGGAGGUUGCUUCGUUGCUCACGUCGUCCGUGGGGGAUGAUGUGAGGGAGGAAGCGCUAUGUGCAAUCGAGGUGAUUUCGAAUGAACGCACAUCGAAUACUCUUGCUGCAGCAAACCCGACCGCGAAAGUCAUCGAACAAGUGGUACUCCCUGUGCUGUUGGAGAAGUUGCCGGAUAGGAUCAAACCCCUCGAUGAUCCCGAAGGACGAACCCCAGGUAAUGCUAUGGACGAUACAGGGGCCGAAAUCGAGCUCAUCAAAGCCAAUAUCCGACGUUCCCUCGGCGCUCUUUCACGCCUAUGCGUAGCUCCAUUCCUUUUCGAAGCAGUGGUAGUCAAGCUCUUCACGAAGUUAGAACUGUGCUGUCGACCCAGCUCCCGCACUUCAUCCGGCGGUACAGGCGAGGAGAAGGGAAUCCUUGGGUUAACAGAUACAAAUGAACAAGGUAAAGCCGAUUCCACUGUUCAAGACCAGCUCAAGUCGCUGCAGGAAGCUAAUGUCGGAUAUGCAAGGGGGUUGAUUCUGACUCUGCAGACAAUGGUCGAUUUGAAGCGAGCGAACGGACAUAGGGAUUUGACCAAGUAUGCGGUUACUUUGCCGCCGAGGUUGGUGACGUUGGCGCUUGCGGGAGUGGAGACGUCGAAGAGUGGAGGGGAAGAGUUGAGUAUCGCGGCGGAUCCGGCGGUUGUGGCUGAUAUGGCGGCACUGUUGGGUACGUUUGUGAAGUUGCUGGAUGGAGCGAAGCAGAAAGAGCUGCUGAGUAGUCUCAACAAGACGUUUGUUCGUGGUACUGGGACCUUUGUCGAAGGUGCGACUACAGAGAGGGAGUCUUUAAUUCAGAGCAGCUCCAAGCUGAGGAACGCUUUCGCUCCGUUCGGUGAAGGGCAUGUGGCGAGUAGGAACGCAAUUGCGCUAUUGAGUGCUGCUGUUGUUGCGUCUAACCCUGCUGCUGGAGUGGUUGUUCUCACCUCCGAAGGUAAACAGGCAACGAAACACGAGGCCGCACUCUCGUCCCUCUCAGUUCUGCUCGAUUGGGCACUCGCCUCGGCCCAAAACUCAAAGAGCGCCACCCUCAAAGCAUCCGAAGCACUCCAACUCAAUUCGGCUUUCUGGACCAUCGUCAGUCUCACCAACAAGUUCAUCGACGAAUCCCAGCAAGCUUUCCUUGACCUGCUCGACGCCUUCUGGAUCAACAACAUCAAGUCUUCCUCCUCCUCAGCCUUGGGUCGUGCGAAGAGAAGGGUAGCAUUGCAGAUCUGGAUGUGGCUAACCCGCGCAUUGGUGGUCAAAUCCAGCAAACUAUCCGAAGCGAUGCUCAACAGGGUUCUGAUUGAGAUUUUUGAUGAUGUUGCGUCUAAGAUCUUUGGUCAGGCUCCUACGACGCAGCUGGUACAAGGAGGUAGGGGGGAGGGUAAAGGGGUAGAGGGUGCGGAGUGGAAGUUCGCUAGGGCUGCAGCAAGGGAUCUCUCCGCGAUUGUUGGCGUGGGUGAAGAUGGUAUUGCGACAAAGGAGAACGGGUUUACGGUAAGGCUGUUGUGGAAGCAAAAGUUAUUUAGCUUCUUGCUGCCGAGGUUAUUGGAGAGUUAUGGUGCCGCUGCUAAAGUGACCCAUUCGCAAGGCCACAAUCAUGCUCAUGGGGAAAAGUGCGACCACGAACAUCAGCACGGAGAGAAGGAUGUGGAUGCAAAGACGAUCUAUCUUGUCUCCCUGGCCGGUCUUCUACCCUCUCUUCCGUCGACGAUGCUGGUCGAGCGAUUGGAAGGUCUUUUUCCGCUUCUGAUCCAGGCUUUGGGUUUACCGGAUUCAAAGGCGCGAGCGGCAGCUGCUAAUGCUAUCACGGUGGCUAGCGAAGUAGGGAAAAAGCUCCCAUCUUCCACUGAGGCUAAGGCUGGGUUCAAUCCAACUGCGCUCAUCGCCGAGCAUCUAACUUCGAUCGUUACUAGACUGCUGGCGGAUAUCGAGCCAAGUGAUUUUACGCCAAGCUUGACGAGGAUUGCCGCUUUGCGAACUUUGGCUAGUUUGGCGGCGAAACCAGGAGGUGUGGAGGAAGAAGCAGCUGGAAAGGUGGAGGCAGGAGGGUUGGAGCAUCACCAUUUGCACCCGCUGAGGAAUGUCGUGUUGAAAGAACUGGGUAGGGAUGGGAAGGGGAUUGAUGAUCCAGUGAGGGGUGUUAGGAGUUUUGCAGUGGAUGCUAGGGAUGCCUGGUUUGCUAUCUCUGAGACAUAA
Molecule: messenger RNA, 4074 nt
Organism: Ustilago hordei
Lineage: Eukaryota; Fungi; Basidiomycota; Ustilaginomycetes; Ustilaginales; Ustilaginaceae
Exons: 1
Coding region: 1-4074 (1357 amino acids)
Biological process (GO): iron-sulfur cluster assembly
Cellular component (GO): cytosolic [4Fe-4S] assembly targeting complex
Source: RefSeq, a predicted model, not a curated record